Pleurotus ostreatus (oyster mushroom) is the source of this 387-nucleotide messenger RNA. RefSeq lists its product as uncharacterized. NCBI's taxonomy places the organism in Eukaryota, Fungi, Basidiomycota, Agaricomycetes, Agaricales, Pleurotaceae. The record is from RefSeq and is a predicted model, not a curated record. The transcript has 4 exons. Bases 1 to 387 code for a protein of 128 amino acids.
AUGUACUUCACGAACCUCCUCACGAUCUCCUAUGUGGCCAUCGUCGCCCUCGUCUCCUCCCUGGCUUCGGCCGCACCCAUACUACCUCGAGACGUCUACGUUCCCCCCAUCCUCUACCCCAAAGCCGGCACUGUCUGGCAUGUCGGACAGCGACACAACGUUACCUGGGACGUGUCCAACCCACCAGUGAACAUCACCAACAGCCGUGGUGCCAUCUACCUCAGGAAUACGACCCACUUCUUCCAGGACAUUCCCCUUGCGACUGGCUUUGACAUUCUGCUAGGCCGCUUCGAGGUCACCGUUCCGGAUGUGACUGGCACUGAUAUUCGGGUCGUCCUCUUCGGCGAUUCAGGCAACUGGAGCCCAGAGUUCACCAUCAAGCCUUGA